AAAUACGACUCACACCAACUUCUACCGUUAAACGAAACAGCAACAUACAAAAACCACAUGUUAGAAAGAGUAAACAAGCUCCGCAAUUUAAUAAUCGAAAUGUUUGUAACAUAUUGAUAAUUCAUGAACGACCGUUGCUUUGAUUUCAUCAAUCCGUUGAAAAAAUAUAAGUUGUGAUAAAGUAAAUAGUGUAUGUGAUACUAAAAUACUUUCAAAAUGAAGUCCGCUAAAUCUAAACAGAGAUUAAACGAUUUACGAACGCCAGCUAGGAGUAAACAAAACCUUAUUGGCGAAAGAGACCCGGUGCAAGUUUACUGUAGACUUCGGCCUAUGCAAAGGGACUCCGAUUCACCAUGUAUGAAGAUAAUUUCGCCAACGACUGUCCUCCUGACGCCCCCAUCGACUGCUAUAAGCUACAGAAACGAGAAUGCGAAGACUAUGAAGUAUACUUUCAAAGAAGUCUUCCCGCCAGAAACGAACCAACAAGAAGUCUUUGAUAAAGUCGCUUUACCGAUUGUCGAAGGCCUAAUCAAAGGUAAAAAUGGCUUAUUAUUUACUUACGGAGUCACUGGUAGCGGUAAAACCUUCACUAUGACCGGAGAACCACAAAACUGUGGUAUUUUACCAAGAUGUUUGAAUAUUAUAUUUAAAACUAUUAACGACUUUCAAGCACACAAAUAUAUUUUCAAACCUGAUAAAAUGAACAUGUUCGAUAUUCAAUCUGAGGCGGAGGCCAUGUUGGAACGGCAACAGGAACUGCAUAAGUUCAAAACUGGUAAAAAGAACAAUUCAAAUCCUGAUUUAGCUAUGUCAUCAUCGGAUGUGACAAAAAUCGAGGGUAUCAAUGAAGAUAACCAAUAUGCAGUCUUUGUAACUUACGUAGAGAUAUAUAACAACAGUGUGUUCGAUCUACUUGAAGAUGGGCCACCUAUAAGUAGGAAUUUGCCUGUCAAAAUCAUUCGAGAAGAUGCAGCUCAUAAUAUGUAUGUCCAUGGUGUUACUGAGGUAGAAAUUAAAUCUGCCGAGGAAGCUUUUGAGGCAUUCUAUCUCGGUUUGAAACGUAAACGCAUGGCACAUACUUCACUGAACGCAGAGUCCAGUAGAAGCCACUCAGUCUUCACAAUCAGGUUGGUGCAAGCUCCAGUUGAUGAAAUGGGUGAAGCCGUGAUUCAAAAUAAGAAGUUUCUCAACAUCAGUCAGUUGAGCUUAGUAGAUUUAGCCGGCAGUGAGCGCACAAACCGCACUAAGAAUACUGGACAACGUCUUCGAGAAGCCGGUAACAUAAACAAGUCAUUAAUGACAUUAAGAACUUGUUUGGAAGCAUUACGAGAGAAUCAGAUCAGCGGUACCAACAAUAUGGUACCGUACCGAGAGUCUAAAAUCACACAUUUGUUCAAGAAUUUCUUUGAAGGAGAAGGACAAGUCCGUAUGGUUGUUUGUGCUAACCCAAGAGCAGAAGAUUACGAUGAGACGCUCCAAGUAAUGAGGUUUGCGGAGAUGGCGGCUGAAGUAGAAGUUGCUAAGCCUCAAGUUAUAGAUGUAGCCGCUAACAUUGGUCUAACCACGGGCCGUCGUAAGGCUAACAGAUUAUUUACAACAGCUAGAGACAAUUUGUCUAGACCGGAAGCUAAAGAUCUGGAAAUGGACCUGGGUCUUGUAUACAGUCUUGGGCCUGACUUCCCGAGCAUAGAAUUGAAUAGUUCCCAAGCUGCUCAUAUUAUUAAGGAACUUAUGGCCCAUUUGGAGAUGAGAAUUAGCAGACGUGAGAUGCUAAAACGCAGCAAACAAAUCAAAGAUGAAAGACUGAGAUCAGCUCUCUUGGACUUGGAAAAGGACUCCCUAGAAGUAAGGAGUGAGAAUGCUUCUUUACGAGGACAGUUGGCAGCAGCAGAACGCAGGGUUCGGGCUCUAGAAGAACGUCUGACAGCUACAGAGAAUGCAUCGCUCACUCACCAGAGAAAGCUCUCAGAAAUGACAGAAUACACAUCUAAUUUGAAAAGAGAACUACAAGAGAAAGAAAUGCUGCUCAGUCAAAACAAAUUCGACAAAGAAAAACAGAAAAAGAUCUUAGAAAGGAAAUAUAAUCACAAGAUUGCAGCCGAACAUGAGAAAGCUAAAGAAAUAAACUCUGAAAAAGAGAGAUUGAAAAACGCAAUCGAAGAGAAAGAGAAUAGACUUCGAAUUAUAGCUGAGGCUCUUAACCGAGGCGACCAUGAUGGAUUUAAUAAGAUAACUACAGAAAUUGGUGCGCAGACGAGUAACAGAGAAGGGAAUUUCACUCCUGGGUCUACGCCGAGGGCUUUGCCAGCUCAUCUUUUGACUCCGUUUAGCUCUGCACCUCAUACUACGCAGACACAGCGAGAUACGCCAGCUUCUUCCCGUCGUGGGAUAGCCAUUGCCAACCCAAGACACCGUCGUUCACUCUCCGCUGAUGGCCGUGGCUGGGUAGAGCAUGCCCCCAACAAAAUUGUCCCCAUGGGCACAGUAAUGAAACCCAACAUAGCGAACAGUAAAGUAGUUAACAAACUGACUAGCGUCAAAGAUGUAGUCAACUCAAGAACUUCCAAAUACUGUUUGAUUUCUCAAGAACAGGACACUGAUGGAGAAUUAGAAACAAAAUUGUAUAAAGGAGAUGUGGUGCCCACUUGUGGUGGAGGUGCUCAAGUAAUAUUCAAUGACGUUGAGAUGUUAAAACAGUUUUCUCCUACGAGGGAGUCUUCACAUUCUCACAGCCACCGCCUGUCUGCGACCACUUGUGCAAGGCACUCGGGCAAGCGUAGGGACACCGCUUGCUCCCCACCGCAGACCCCAUCGAAUACGAGCAAAAAGCAGAGAGUCGACGAUGAUUGAAGGAGUUAAUGGGUAAGAAGUUUCCGCCAUAGUCCUUAGUCUAACAUAUAUCUGAAAUUCCUGAUCUAAAUUCUCCAUGGUUGCAAAGAGUUUCUUGCAAAAAAGUUUUGUUACUUAUACUUGAUCAGGAAAUUCAGAUGUGUGGUUGUUUUUUUUUUUAUAAAUAUUAUUGUGAUUAUGUGUGAGUAGAAAGUUUGUUAUUUCUAAGUUUUUGUUAAGUUAUUAACACAUUAAUUAGAUGUCCAAUAAAUGGUUUAAGACCAUAAGUUGCUAAGAAAUGGUUUGGUUUAUAUGUAAAUUGAUAGCAGCUAAAAAAAUAUUA
This is a messenger RNA of Helicoverpa armigera (cotton bollworm), 3172 nucleotides long. It is a transcript of the gene pav, whose product is annotated as kinesin-like protein KIF23. Gene Ontology annotation, cellular component: microtubule; nucleus; kinesin complex. Gene Ontology annotation, molecular function: ATP binding; microtubule motor activity; microtubule binding. Gene Ontology annotation, biological process: mitotic spindle midzone assembly; microtubule-based movement. The transcript has a single exon. Bases 217 to 2850 code for a protein of 877 amino acids. Lineage: Eukaryota; Metazoa; Arthropoda; Insecta; Lepidoptera; Noctuidae. The record is from RefSeq and is a predicted model, not a curated record.